UGGGCCGCUCUGGGGCUCCGGCCGGCGGCCGCGGGGCGGUCAGGGCUCCCCCGCGGGYUGCUUCGACUCGCCGCGAACCGGCCGAUCCCGGCGACGGGGCCUGUCCGGCYCCGGGUGGAGGCGGACUCUGCCCGGGCCCAGUCCCGGUUCCGCUGCGCGGCUGCCAGGACCGGCCGGGCCGGAGGCCUCCCUCCGCUCGGGCUGUCCCUUUGGGGUGGCUCCCGGUGGGACACUGCCCGGCGACCCCUCUGCUUUUCCUACCCCGGUAUUUCUGCGUUCGUAGAAGUUUGGUCAUCUAACAGAACAGAAAAUUACUCAAAAACCUUCGAACAGCAACUUCUUGAUAUGGGAGCAAAAGUUUCAAAAACUUUAAACAAGCACGUGACCCAUGUAGUCUUCAAAGAUGGACGUUUGACUACAUGGACAAAAGCACAGAAGAUGGGUGUAAAAUUAGUGUCUGUACUCUGGGUGGAAAUGUGUCGAGAAACUGGAGUWCGUGUUGAUGAAUCUCUAUUUCCAGCAGUAGACACUAAUGAAGGAUUUUUACUACCAAUCAAAAAACACAAAUGUAUGCAACCAAAAGACUAUGUUGAAAAAACUCCAGAAAAUGAUAGAAAGCUUCAGAAAAGACUGAGCCAAAUGGCUAAAGAAUUAGCUCUACAAAAGACAGCAGUUACUGCUGAAACAGAUGUACCAGUUUUAUUAUUUGAAGACAAUGGUUCACUUAUAUACAGCCCUGUUAAUAAGAUGAAAGAUAAAUGCAAUACAGUGGAAAGAAGAAGAAAGAAUAUGAAGGGAAAAAGAAAGAAUCUUUCUCCUGCUGGUUCACAAAUUACUCAAACACUUGCAGGUAGCUCACCAGGAGACUGCCCACUUUCUACUUGUGUCUUAACUAAUUCAGAAGAUGUGCUGCUACCAGGAGAACAAAUGGAAGACUGCUUGAACACAAGUUAUCUUUGGGGAACUGAGAAAUUAAAGACACAGAGCACAGGGUUAGCAGAACAUGCCUGUGAUACCUGGACUGAUAUUCGUGUAUCCAUGAGAGCAUCAGUGAAUUCUCUAUCACAUGGGAGUGAGCAGAACUUAACACCAAAACGACAUGCCAGAAGUUUAACAAUGAAACAGAUUAUACAGCACACUCUGGAUGACAAAUUGUUUCCAAAGAAUAAUCAGAAGAAUGAGAAGAGCAAGACUACUUCAAUUGCAAAUGAAAGUUCUCUUCUUGAGAGCUUUGGACAGAUUACUCCUUCCAAAAAAAUAGUCCAGUUAAAUACUGAUCCCGCUUUGAGUGACAGUCUCUCUAAUUCACCUAUGAAUAAUGAAGAUUUAAAUACAUGUUCACUGGAUAAAAGCUUUGCUGUKGACAGAAAUUACUGUCUUCUUGAGGACAAGAAGAAGAAGAAGAAACAACAAACAUUACGUAGUUUGAAGUUGGCUACCUCAGAACUGGAUGCCUCAGGCUCUAAGGGGUUCUUGCAAGCAAUUACUACAUAYAGCAAGUCUUACUGCACUGAAGAGRCUUCUUAUGAAGACUGCUUUUCAUCAUCUAAUUUAAACAAAUAUAGAGUACAGAUACGAGUACCAAGGGAAUCAGAGAAUCCUCCUGAAGUUUGUUGCAAAGACUCUUUAAGCAUGGACCUACAUGAUGUGAGUUUCUGUAAGCCACAUAAUACUACUAAGAAAAGCAGGAAAAAGUCUAUUUCAGUGAAUGAUUUUCCUGUAAAGAGAAAGACCAAGACAGCUAAACAUCCUGGAUUAAGUAUAUCAGGUGGUGAAAAAGAUGACACUGGAGAAGCUCUAGACUGUGAUGAUGUGAAUAGGCUGCCACAGCACGGUCAUGAAAAAUCCUACAACAAGAUGAAUUACASUGCUCUUACUACUGGUGAUGAAAAGGAAGUCUCAGAAUGUCAUGCUACUGAUGGCUCUUGCAAAGUUUUUAACGAAUGAAAGAAUAAGCACACUGGGGGCUUCAGAAAAGCUAGAAAACUCCAAAAGCCAACAAUGACACUAGUUAUGACAAGUAUGUCUUCUGAGAAGCAAAAUACAGUAAUUCAGGUUGURAAUAAACUUGGAGAUAUUUUGUCAAAUUAUGUAUGUGAAACAAGUCAUGUAGUUGCUGGGAGUACUCGCUGUACCUUGGAUAUUAUGCUGGGAAUUGCUCGUGGUUAUUGGAUUGUUUCUUAUGAAUGGGUUCUGUGGUCUUUGGAAUCAGGCCAUUGGAUCUCAGAGGAACCAUAUGAGCUUUCAUCCAGCUUCCCUGCRGCUCCUGUAAGUUUAAUGGUCCUUUAAGCUUGUGAACCUUCUUUUGUUUAUCUGGGAAAUGAGAUGCCUUCUAAAUAGGUUUUUUGAAUAAGAAAGCCUACUAGAAAAAUAUUUUUUUAAAGUAGAGACUGUAAGGAGUUAUUUUCUUCUUCAUCUACUACUUUUUGAAGUGUGUCAAAAACUUUGGUACACGUAGAAAAUGCAAAAUAUUGAUUCACCAAUUAACACCUGAAUAAACCAGCAUCUUAUUGAUGUAUAAAUGUACUUUAAUUUUAUUUCUAUCUGUACCUGUAUACAAACUGGAGAGGCAUGUUUUUGCCAGAUGGAAAGAUUUGCAGGUCAUGUACUCAGUUUUUUUGGCCCAGAACUUACGUGGGCAAUGGAAAAUUACUGUGGCCUACUAGAACUGCUACGUAGGAAAAAAUGAAGCAUUUUUCCUGCCUCUAAUGAGCAUUCUCAAGUAYUGAAUUGGGAACCAGUGCAAAAGUGGGUAUGUGGGGGCAUGGCAUACCUGCGCAAACCUCAGUGCACUUCAUGUGUUAAAUAGGAGUUUUAUUUUGGUUUUAGUACAAGUAGAAUUCUAGCUGGUUACUAGUCAAUCAUUCCAAUAGUUUUUCCUACACUAAAUUAUUGUCCGUGAUUUGUUUCUCAAAGUUUUGAAGAAAGACCAGUUAAUGGUGCAUGAAAUUUAUUUUUACUGUAAUUUUAUUAAUUG
Molecule: messenger RNA, 2977 nt
Organism: Malurus melanocephalus (red-backed fairy wren)
Lineage: Eukaryota; Metazoa; Chordata; Aves; Passeriformes; Maluridae
Gene: MCPH1
Product: microcephalin 1
Biological process (GO): mitotic cell cycle
Source: RefSeq, a predicted model, not a curated record